ACCCAGAAUCUAAUGCAUCCAAAUCCUUUUGUCACCCCUAGCACUAGUUUGCGUUGAGGCAAAGGGGUUGUCGUCAACUUCUUUCUAUUCAAAACCGAAACGUUAAGCGCCUAGCCACCGUUCCCGUAAUCUUAUCCCUAUUCUUAUUUAUUUAUUUAUUUUUUUUUUAUUAAAGUUGAAAAAGAACAAAACCCAUCAUCAAUUCAUCAUCCGGGGUUUAUCAAAGAUUUUCAUAUAUCAAUUCAGGCCUUGUUUGGUAUUUUGAUGAUUUGAUUUGAGAAAUGGGUUCAAAGAAGAAGAAGAAAGGAGGAGGGAGGAGAGGUAAAGUAAGGGCUUCUUCCAAAGAUCAUAAUUCUCAUGAUGGAGAUGAGAACGAGCUUCUUUCUGAAGAGAUCACUGCCCUGUGUGCAAUAUUUGGAGAAGACUGCAAAGUUGUCUCAGGAUCACCUCCGAAAAUCAUCAUUAAGCUCAGGCCUUACACGAAGGAUAUGGGUUAUGAGGAUCUUGAUGUUUCUGCUCUCCUCUUAGUUAGGUGCUUGCCGGGAUAUCCUUACAAGUGCCCAAAGUUGCAGAUCACUCCAGAGAAAGGCCUCACCAAAACCGGGGCCGAUAGUCUUUUGUCUCUACUUAAUGAUCAGGCAAAUUCUAAUGCUCGAGAAGGACGAGUAAUGAUUUUUAAUUUGGUGGAAGCUGCUCAAGAGUUCCUGUCUGAAAUUGCUGCUGUGGGUCAAUCACAUGAACCUAUUUUACACUCAACCAGAGGAAAUAAUGGCCAGUUGCUUCAGAAGGAUGUUGCAAUUUCAAGUAACAAGAGUUGCUCUUCUAGGGGGCCUUUUGUUUAUGGUUUUAUAGAUCUUUUCAGUGGAUCUGGAGAGUCAUGGAAUUGGCCUAUGGAUAUGGACAAAAACAGAGGUUUAGUUUCUACUGUACAAUCACUUGCAUCCAAUGAUUCAAAAGUUGGAUAUAAUGUUCGAGAAAAGAAACUCGAGAAGAAUCCAAAGCUAUUGGCACUGGAAGAAAAAAAGAGAGUUCCGUCACCUUUACCCAUUGCAAACCUGGAUACCCUUAAAGAAGAAAGUGAAGAUGACAGUAAGAGCGUAUCUACUGCUGAUUCAAGCAAUUUUUUGAUAGAGGACUGGGUCAGAAAUGGCAUGAAAGGUGAGAAGGAGGAUAUUGUUCUUGAAGAAACAGAGGAUGAUGAUGGUGAUCUUGAAAGUGAGCCUCAGGAAACAGAGGACGAUGAUGGUGAUAUUGAAAGUGAGCCUUGGGAGUCAUUAUCUUUUGAAUCCUUAAAUGAUGAUCAAGCAUCAGAAGCCAUUGAAAAAGAUCUAAUGAUGGUUCAUCUGCUUCGCCUUGCUUGUGCUUCUAAAGGGCCAUUAACUGAUGCGCUGCCACAGAUGAUAACAGAGCUGUAUAAUUUAGAUAUGAUUUCAGAACGGGUUCGGGAUUUAGCUUUUAAAUCAGCUUUGGCGUUCAAUAAAACCUUUGAUCAUGCUUUCCGUCUGCAUAUGGUUUCAUCCAAAGUUUCUGAAUUUUGGAAACCUGCUUCUGAUUUGGGAGGGCCAAGUUCAUCUCUCCCAAGCUCUCGAUAUUUGAAUGACUUUGAGGAGCUACAAUCCCUUGGCCAUGGUGGUUUUGGCCAUGUUGUAUUAUGCAAAAAUAAGCUAGAUGGAAGACAAUAUGCAGUGAAGAAAAUUCGACUCAAGGACAAAAACUUGCCUGUUAAUGAUCGAAUAUUGAGGGAGGUAGCUACACUUUCCCGUUUACAACAUCAGCAUGUUGUCCGUUACUAUCAGGCGUGGAUGGAAACAGGUGUUGCUAGUUCUUCUGGUGAUACUGCAUGGGGUUCAGGGACCACAACAAGCUAUACAUUCAGUAAUGGUGCAGGCUUGACUGAUGUCCCUGGACGGGAGAACAAACUUGAGUCAGCAUAUCUAUAUAUUCAGAUGGAAUAUUGCCCUAGGACUCUGCACCAAGUCUUUGAAUCGUAUAACCAUUUUGAUAAAGAAUUAGCAUGGCAUUUGUUUCGCCAAAUUGUGGAAGGCUUGGUACACAUACAUGGACAAGGAAUCAUCCAUCGGGACUUAACUCCAAAUAAUAUCUUUUUUGAUGCUCGCAAUGACAUUAAAAUUGGAGAUUUUGGUCUUGCAAAAUUCUUGAGGUUUGAGCAAGUGGACCAGGAUGGUUGUUUCCCAACAGACACAGCUGGAGUCUCAAUUGAUGGUACCGGUCAAGUUGGUACCUAUCUUUACACUGCACCCGAAAUUGAGCAGGGAUGGCCAAAGAUUGAUGAGAAGGUUGACAUGUACAGUUUAGGAGUUGUGUUCUUUGAGCUUUGGCACCCUUUUGGGACAGCAAUGGAGAGAAACAUUGUUUUAUCUGAUUUGAAACAGAAAGGAGAACUUCCUACUGCAUGGGUAGCUGAAUUUCCGGAACAGGCAUCAUUAUUACGAUGCUUAAUGUCUCAAAGUCCUUCUGAUCGCCCAUCUGCCCCAGAACUUUUGCAAAAUGCUUUCCCUCCACGAAUGGAAUAUGAGCUGUUGGAUAAUAUUCUACGUACGAUGCAGACUUCUGAGGACACAAGUGUGUAUGACAAAGUUGUGAAUGCCAUUUUUGAUGAAGAAAUGUUAGGAAUGAAAAACCAUCACCAGAAUGCUGGUAGAUUGAGAAUGGUUCAACAUGAUACUUCUUCUAUCCAGUUUGCAGAUUUAGACACUGAACUUCGUGAUUAUGUUGCUGAGGUCUCCAGGGAAGUGUUCAAACAGCAUUGUGCAAGGCAUCUCGAAAUAGUAUCCAUGCGUCUGCUGGAUGAUUGUCCACAGUUCUAUAGGAAUACUGUCAAACUUCUGACUCACGGAGGAGAUAUGCUUGAACUCUGUCAUGAGCUGCGUCUACCUUUUGUUAGUUGGAUGGUAGCAAACCAGAAAUUUUCAUUCAAGCGAUAUGAGAUAUCAUCUGUUUAUAGAAGAGCCAUUGGUCAUUCACCUCCAAAUCGCUAUCUUCAGGGUGAUUUUGACAUUAUUGGAGGUGCAUCAGCUUUGACAGAGGGAGAGGUUCUCAAGGUGAUAAUGGACAUUUUAACUCGAUUCUUUAACUCAGAGUUCUGUGAUAUUCAUCUUAAUCAUGGGGACCUGCUUGAGGCAAUUUGGUCUUGGGCAGGAAUAAAUGCAGAACACCGGCAGAAAGUAGCUGAGCUUCUCUCAAUGAUGGCUUCUUUGCGUCCUCAAUCAUCUGAACGAAAGUUAAAGUGGGUUGUUAUAAGGCGUCAGCUUUUGCAGGAACUCAAUUUAGCAGAAGCUACUGUAAAUAGAUUGCAGACUGCUGGUUUAAGAUUCUGUGGACCUGCAGACCAGGCCCUCCCUCGAUUGAGGGGAGCUUUGCCAGCUGAUAAACCUACGCGCAAAGCGCUUGAUGAGUUGUCAGACCUCUUUAGUUACUUAAGGGUCUGGAGGAUUGAAAAACAUGUUUAUAUAGAUGCAUUAAUGCCACCAACUGAGAAUUAUCAUAGAGAUAUAUUUUUUCAGAUAUACUUAAAGGAGAACCAUCCCGGAUCUCCUACUGAAGGUGCAUUGCUUGCUGUUGGUGGUCGCUAUGACUAUCUGCUUCAUCAAAUGUGGGAUAAUGAAUAUAAAACAAAUCCUCCAGGAGCUGUGGGCACCAGCCUUGCACUUGAGACUAUAAUCCAGCAUUCCCCUGUAGAUUUCAAGCCUAUUAGAAAUGAAGCUACCACCAGCAUCCUUGUUUGUUCAAGAGGAGGAGGCGGUUUGUUAAUUGAACGCAUGGAACUUGUUGCUGAGUUGUGGGAGGAGAAUAUCAAGGCUGAGCUUGUCACUGUACCUGAUCCAAGUCUCAGGGAGCAAUAUGAAUAUGCAAGUGAACAUGAGAUAAAAUGUCUUGUUAUCAUAACGGACAUGGGUUUAUCUCAAACUGGCUUUGUUAAGGUUCGUCAUCUUGAUCUUAAGAAGGAGAAAGAGGUUAAGAGAGAAGAUCUUGUCAGGUUUCUGUUGAAUGCGAUGAGAACACAAUUUAGAAACCCUUCAGUUUGGAGCUAGUUCUGUCUUCGUCAAAUAUCAGGUGUAUGACUCAGAAUUCUUCUCUGUUGUCUCCUCUGGUGCUAGAUGGAGCACGCAAUCUACAGGAUUUUGCAUGAAUUUACCGCGGACACUGAGUAGUUUUUGUAUCAAGUUUUUUUCUGUACCAUGACUCACAGUAUAUUACAUGUUACAUAAUUCAGUUGAAGCUAGUGUAAAUAUGUCAACACUCACAGGUCCAUAGAAUAGGAAAAAGGAAAUAAACCAAUAGUCAAUGAUAUAGUUAUCAACAAGGAAAAUCACAAUAAUACAUCUUGAUUUCUCAUUUUGGAAA
This is a messenger RNA of Durio zibethinus, 4365 nucleotides long. RefSeq names its product protein kinase family protein (gene GCN2). Gene Ontology annotation, molecular function: protein kinase activity; histidine-tRNA ligase activity; protein binding. Gene Ontology annotation, biological process: mitochondrial translation; protein phosphorylation; histidyl-tRNA aminoacylation. The record is from RefSeq and is a predicted model, not a curated record. Gene Ontology annotation, cellular component: cytosol; mitochondrion. NCBI's taxonomy places the organism in Eukaryota, Viridiplantae, Streptophyta, Magnoliopsida, Malvales, Malvaceae.